AUGUCGUCGCCCCCCACGAAAAAGACCGCCUUUGCGCAAAAGUAUGGCCCAGGCCCUGCAAGUAUAAACAUUCCAGGGAAUCCGAUCAUCGUGAAAAGCGGUUUUACCCCAUUCCCUCCUGCACAGCCAUUUUCAUUAGAUCAGUCUGCUCAAAAAAGCCAAGACGAUAUUGAAGAUUAUCAGAGGAAGAGCUUGCAUGGUUUCACAAUGCAGCAAUUGAGAGAUCGGGGAGCUAUUUACGACGAUCCAAUUAAGUAUACUCCUAUAGAUAUUCCGAUAGAUCCAAUGUAUCAGCGAGAUCGGUGGACAUUGUCUCCGCUCAAGGAUAUCUUCAUGGCGGAUGGAGUUACGAAAUGGUCAGCACAGAAUAAUGUUGUUUGGUCUGCCAUGAAACCCUGUUUACGAAUAGCAACAAACAUAUUGUAUAAAAUUUGUGCGCACCCUUGGUUUGAUGCUUUCUUGUUAGGUCCUCGAGAAUACAUCGACCAUUCCAGAAUGAGUGCAGUGCUUUUGCUCGUGGGGACCGCUAAAGAACUGAACUUGCAGUCCUUUAGUACACGACCUCCACAUCCAGAUAACGCCAAAUCAUGCGAAUUAGCACAGUCACUCUUGUUAGGAUCGAAAGGUAUGCGAACUCUCCGAUGGGGGUUGAUGUCAGCUUUCGAAUUACCGACGGAUCCUCAGCCAGCACGGGUGGACCCAAUGUAUGGUUUUGCAAUAGUUGAUAAAGAUAGCAGCAGACCCGAGGAUAUCAAAGGAUUCCUUGCUUUCGAAUUGCUUUCUCCGCUGCUGAGGAAAGAUCUUACUGAUGGGGAGCGGAUUGGCGCACAAGUCUUGGUAGCCUUCACUCUUGUCCACGAGACGAUACAUAUAUUAAAUUUCGCAAAAGGAUAUAAGGAGAUCGGGAACCUGUACAAUCGAAAGCUCACACCCCGUGAGUGGAGAGAACAGUAUUGUUUGGACGAACCUCUUCUUGAAGCGGGAUACUCCGCAGAGUAUGCCCUGUUCAAUGGAUGUUUAGAGGGUAUCCGCGACAGUCCUUUUGAAGGUACACAUCCUGCCUUCUAUCAUGGUUCGUUUCCUACCAAAAAGCAGGGCCGUGUCCCGUACUUAACGACGCCCUCGUUUCCACCUGUACGUGUGGCCAAUCCAUUGCCUGUAGCCUAUUUACGAAAUCUCGCAUCACAAGAUUUCUGGGACGCAAAUGGAACAUCCAUUCGUGACAUUAGACCUCCUCCAAACGAUGUGAUAUCAUUCAAGUACGAAGGCGAGACUGAUGAAGAAUACAAACUUGCCGACAAAAAGGAAGCAGAAUAUCUCAUGCGUCCCAGCUCGUCGGCGAUUACUAUCGAUCGUCUGGUAAACUUCUUACCGGCUGCAAGAACUGCUUACGGAAUUGAACUUUUCGCUGAGAGGCUUGAGGAGAUGAAGAAGCUUAAUGAUAAUGCCGCGAGCCUCGUGGAGGUUGCAUUAUGCGCAAGUGAGCUCUGCGAAAGAGCUCGGGGAACGCUAGACUAUGAAUCUAGUCUUGAUCUACUGCUCCGUGACUUGAUGACGAUCGUCGUUGCUCAAGAGGCUUGUUUUGAGCGCAUGAUCCAGAUCGGGAUUCAAGGGAUAGACAUAACAACAUUUGGGGUCAUGACGCCCUCUCAAAGUGCCACUAUACAAGAUAUAAAUGGUAGACUCAACACGAUGAAGCUUGGGUGCACAAAGACAGCAGCCAAGCCACUAGGCAUCGAUCUCAUAGAAGAGCAAGCAGAAAUACAAAUCGACAACCUGACAGAUGAGAUAAUGGCUCGAGGUCUAAUGCCCUUUCGAAACCGAGGACAAACUGUACAAUGCGUCAAUGAUUGCAAUAAACGUCGCGGACGAUUGAAGACCGCCUUACAUUAG
This is a messenger RNA of Mollisia scopiformis, 1893 nucleotides long. RefSeq lists its product as uncharacterized. Lineage: Eukaryota; Fungi; Ascomycota; Leotiomycetes; Helotiales; Mollisiaceae. The transcript is spliced from 7 exons. The record is from RefSeq and is a predicted model, not a curated record. Bases 1 to 1893 code for a protein of 630 amino acids.